AUGUCCUCAGCUCCCUCGCCCAAUAGCUUGACCUCGAUGGGUCACACAGCUGAGAAGGGCAUCAAGCCCUCGUACCCUACGAUGUUGGGUGCCAAUGAUACUGGAUCUGGUCUUUACAAGACUGGUGGAAGGCCUAUUCCCUUGUUGUCUACUGGGCCUCCUCACCAAGGGGGUGUCAAGGUUACAAACAACCAGGAGAACAUCCCAACCUUUGAGCCAAGCCCCAUGGAGCUCCUUCUUUCGAAGCUUGAUGAACAACGAGAGACCCUGCACCAGCAGAAGCUGACCGUGAUCAAGAAUAAAGACCACGACAAGAUCUUCGUCCGCCCUGGCGACCACCGGUCCUCCAGCACCUCGGUGCCGGUAACCCCUGCCCUCGAAGACUUCCCAUCGUCCGAGCCCGCCACUCGCCCCGCUAGUGCCUCCUUGAGCCAGGGCCCUUCGGGCAAUGAUGAAGUCCUUCGUCUCAGGAUGCAGCUCGCUCAGGCAGAGGCCAAGAUCUCUCAGCUCGAGAGGCAGCCAAGCAUGCCUCGAAUGUCGCAGGCGGUGUCUGACUAUCCGGCCGGUCUUCCCCAAGCCUUUGGCCCUCCUUUUGGCCCCAUUGUUGCUGCUGCCAUGCCUGCCCCGGGCCACAACGGCGGUUGGAGCCAGGACGAGUACAAGCCGUCGCCCAACGAGCACUUGGCCACCAUUCAGAUCAACAGGGCUCCUUCGGUUAGUAUGUGGGCGGGCAAUCUCAAGACACCCGCCGUUGGUAUUGCUGGCCCUUCGGGAGGCUCCUCGGACGCCUCGAGCGGUUCGGCUUGGUUCCCCCACAAGCCCGGAUUCGCCCCGUCUUUCGUCGAGGCUAACAACGGCGCCUACGGCCCCAUGGAGAACUUCCGCGUUAGCGAGAGGGUCACUCCCGACCCUGACUUCGCCUUGCGUGUCGAUGUGGGCGGUCGUGGAGGUCGAUUUGACAAUCGAUACAUCUCUCCCGCUCCCCUUUCCGCUCCUCCCUAUGGCGGCGGUUUCAACCUUAAUCAGAACAUUGGCCAGUACGAGCUUACUUCGGGACCGGCUAACGGACCAGGCAACAAUGGACCUGGACCUGGCACUAUUGGUAUGGGCGUGUACCCCAGCUACCACCAGCAGGUUGCGAAUGCUCUCUCGCCUCACGCUACGGAGUUUACCUCGAGCGGCGGCAGCUGGAAGAGCGAGAUUUCACCUACGGAGGGACCGACCUAUUUGCCUCCCACCGAGCCUCUCAACUAUCGACGCCUCCUCGACCGCAACGUCAAUUGCAACUGGAAGUACAUCGUUGACAAGAUCGUUUGCAAUAAUGACCAGCAGGCUUCCAUCUUCCUUCAGCAGAAGCUCAAGGUCGGUACUCCCGAGCAGAAGUAUGAGAUUGUUGAGGCCAUCGUCUCCCAGGCCUAUCCGUUGAUGGUGAACCGCUUCGGAAAUUUCCUUGUCCAGCGAUGCUUCGAGCACGGUACGGAUGAGCAGGUCGUCAAGAUUGCCGAGGCUAUCCGGGGCAAUACCCUUAAUCUCUCGAUGGAUCCCUUUGGCUGCCAUGUCGUCCAGAAGGCAUUCGAUUCGGUCCCCGAGGACUACAAGAAGGUCAUGGUUCACGAGCUCCUCCGCCGCAUCCCGGAGACGGUCAUUCACCGCUAUGCUUGCCACGUCUGGCAGAAGCUCUUUGAGCUUCGCUGGACCGACACUCCCCCUCAGAUCAUGAAGUAUGUCAACGAUGCUCUCAAGGGUAUGUGGCACGAAGUGGCCCUUGGCGAGACUGGCAGUCUGGUGGUCCAGAACAUUUUCGAGAACUGUCUCGAGGAUGACAAGCGUCCCUGCAUUGAGGAAGUCCUUGCCAACAUUGACAUUGUUGCCCACGGCCAGUUCGGCAAUUGGUGCAUCCAGCACAUCUGCGAGCACGGUGCCCCCGCCGACCGCAGCCGGGCCAUUGAUCAUGUUAUUCGCUAUGCGUCUGAGUACAGCACCGACCAGUUUGCGUCCAAGGUCGUCGAGAAGUGCCUCAAGAUCGGAGGACCCGAAUUCCUCGGACGCUACUUGGACCGUGUCUGCGAGGGCCGUCCCGACCGACCCCGCAUUCCCCUCAUUGACAUCGCCAGUGACCAGUACGGAAACUACCUGGUUCAGUAUAUCUUGACUCACGCCGGCCCCCAGCACCGUGAGGUUGUGGCCGCCCACAUCCGCAAGCACAUGGUCUCGCUUCGCGGUUCCAAGUUUGGUUCUCGAGUGGGCAUGCUGUGCACCAACCCGGCCAGCGCCACCCGUCCCGGACCUGCCAUGGGCCCCGGCAUGGGAGGCGGAGGCGGCGGAGGAGGCCGUAUGCAUCCCGGAUCCCGAUUCGGUGGCCCGAGCUACCGUUAG
Molecule: messenger RNA, 2376 nt
Organism: Scedosporium apiospermum
Lineage: Eukaryota; Fungi; Ascomycota; Sordariomycetes; Microascales; Microascaceae
Exons: 5
Coding region: 1-2376 (791 amino acids)
Biological process (GO): post-transcriptional regulation of gene expression
Cellular component (GO): cytoplasm
Molecular function (GO): mRNA 3'-UTR binding
Source: RefSeq, a predicted model, not a curated record